GCAACGCUAUUGAAGCCAUUGGCGUGGAUCGCGACGAGUUAGCUCUUUGUCGUUGAUCUUUCGGCCCAUAGUUUUGUUGUUGAGAAAAUAGUUAGGUACGGCCCCCUUGGAUACCUGGGGAGGAGAUGAGCCACAGCCCGACAAGAAGCCGAAAUUUCUCGAUUCUCCAUUUAUUUGUUCUAGCGGAAGCCUGCAAGAUAAUGGCAUCUGGCACUUUGGCCGUCGUGAUUGUAAAUAAGAUUUGGUUGCUAGAGAGAUUUGCUACAUCCUCACAAAGAAGCCAACGUAGCACCGGCGGUGGGGGGCUAACUGAGUGGGUGCAUCGCGCAUUUCAGGCGGAAUUCUGUAGCGAAGCUUCGUGUACAUUAGUCUUUGGUAGACCGAUGAUAGAUUCUUCAUGAGACGUCUUGGACUGAAGGUUGGCUUUUCCCGCUCAGGAUACCUAGCUAUGCAUCAGCCGGUCAAGGAUUCUCCAGAUUUCAGAUGACAUGGACAUGUACUCCGUACGUGCGCAAGAAAGGUUCAUCGCGAAUCUAUUCUCGACCCUUGAC
This is a messenger RNA of Colletotrichum acutatum, 551 nucleotides long. RefSeq lists its product as uncharacterized. Lineage: Eukaryota; Fungi; Ascomycota; Sordariomycetes; Glomerellales; Glomerellaceae. The record is from RefSeq and is a predicted model, not a curated record. The transcript has a single exon. Bases 126 to 401 code for a protein of 91 amino acids.